GGGAAGGUUCCUUCAUUUCAAUAUGGAGGAUUAUGAGAGUGUCUUGUGCGUAAAAAACGAGUGUUUUAUUUACAAAAUACCCCCAAGAACCAGCAAUCGUGGAUACAGGUAUGUUCUACGCCCCGUGGGUAUAUUAUUCCCCUUGAAUGGCAAUAAUGUUGGAAUGAUCGAAUGCUUUUGUGGAAUCCUUUAAAGAUUUUAAGCUGUGUUAUCAGAUCGUUUAAUAUAAUUCCUGUUUGCUUUAAAAUAAACAUUAGGCUGACAGAAUUUCAUUCAGACACUAUGAUUGGAAAAUAAGUUUCUUGAAAAAUUUGCUCCUAUUUGGAGAUUUCUCUGUUUUUAAGAAAUCACAUAGAGAGUUGUAAAGAAUUUAUUUAUUCGUUGUUAUUUUAAGGAAUCUCAACAAGCCAAACCCUUAUAUCCCUGAGAAUGGAAUAUUUGCAAUUCAAAUUUCAUUGUAAAAUCGAUGUCUAUUUUAUUAGAUUUAUGGCGUUCUUAAUUUUUUAUCUCGAUAAAAUAUGAUCAUGUAAUUAUAUGAGAAAAACGUUAUAGGCUAAUUAUAAACUACACGGUUUGCUACUACACUUAACCUAUGAACUCAUUUUUAGCCUGUGUAGCAAGCGUUUCCAAUCGAGUUAUUGAACGAAUGUUAGAGUGGCAGCAAAAAAAAAUGGAAGGGUUAGGGGGAGGGAAGAAGAGGAAACACUUGCCCGCAAACAGCAUGAUUUUGGAAAACGACCCUUGAUAUUUCACAGUUGAGUCAUAAAUGUAAAUUGACAGCUCGUAAAGAGAGAAGCCAGUAUAACAAACAGAUUACCAGAUUUGUAAAAUUUACUUUGUUCUCUAAUAAAACACACUCCACGCAAUUGCAAAAACUGUUAUAAAGAAGGUUAACGAUAAAAGAAGGUAGAAAAUCUGAGAGAUUGCUGUGAAAUGUCUUGUUUUUUAUAGGUAAGUUAAAUUUCCAAUGUAAUGUGGCUUCGAAACCGUGUCAAAACAUCGCAAGGAAAAGAUUUGUUUGGAACAAUUCACUCCCCUGGCUAUGAGUUUUGCAGAGCGGCUGCUCUCCAGCCCAUGCCGAGAAGUUCUCUACAAUACAUGCCACUAAAUUUCCAACAAACAAAACACAGGCUAAGAAUCUUUUAAUUUCAAACAGUUGACAAAUGGCUUGUCCAUGGCGGCAUUAGUUAGUAUCGAGUACAAACAGUCUAUUUUUUUCCAGUCAGAUCCGCACACUGUCAUUGCCAACAAAUUGGUCUUCACGAGUGUCCACAGCUCAAAUUAUACUUUGAAGGGGCUCAGAUCUGAUAAACCCUGGCACAAACACGAUUCAAAUAAAAUAUCAGUCCAAAGCGUUCUUAAUCUGCGACCACCAGCACCUCACCAAUCAGAAGCUUUGCAAAAUCGUGGGGUUGCAGGCAAGGGUUUCCUUCUCUCCCCUCCCCCUCUCCCAUUCUUCUGUUUUUUUGCCCUCAUUUCAACUUUCUCAAUGAACUCGCAUGGAAACUCUUGCUACGCAGGCUAACUUAUUUUAUUUGAUCAGUCCCCAGUCACUGUUGAUAUUCACGGGUAUCCAUGAGUCAUUGUGAUUGGGUAUCACUCACUCACUUUGCUUGGUGUAUUUCGAUCUGUUCUUGUUGAGUAUCAUGCUCAAGGUUAUCAUGGUACCAAUGUACCCUGCAAGCAUUGGUUUGUCUAUAGGCUGGACGCUACCCUAUGAAGGGAGAGAAACCACUGCAAGCAGCCAUUGGUCUCUUUCAUUGAGCUGCCACCGACACAAUGCAUAAAUAAAUUAACUUUGAACAGGUAAUACCUAUGUAAAAAAAAGUUAAGGCUCUUGCGCAUUUGCUUAUGCUUGUAACUGCUGCCUUAAAUUAAUGGGAGCCUGCUGUAAAUUUGCACUCUUUUAGUCUUUAUUGCAAUUAUUGCUACCGACUUACUUUGUCAAAUAUAGUCGAUGCUUGUUUGUGUUCUCCAUAAAACGUGAAAUUAGGCAUUUUCAUGCUGUAGUCAUACAAAAACGGCAAAGAAAUGUACAAAAAGUGUGAUGCACAUGAAAAGGUUUUGUUUUGCUUAUCAAACCUUUUUUUUUUUUUUACAUUCUCUCUGCCAUCGUGUCAUUGGAUCUGAAAGUCCCUAAUGUUGCUUGGAAAACAAGAGAAAGUGAUGUCAUUUGACAUUUUAAUAUAAGCAUCAUGUGGGCGUGCAUACUUCAUAGCCACUCGCAUUAGUUUCUCUCCUUUGGUAGCAUAGCGUCCGGCCUGGAGAAACCACUGCUCUCAGGGUAUUUACCAUGGAGCUACUGUUGUUCAAAAAUUACAUUAAAUACUGUCAUUUAUUAAAUUUUGUUGUUUCUCAAAUAUUUAUCUCUGAAAGAUUAUCUAAAUCUCAAUCUAAGAGUAAUUUGUUAAUUUCUGCUUAGAAAUAUCCUUUUUAUUAAAUACUUAUUUUUAUUAGGAAUCCACUAUGGAGAUGUAAGCUGAAAUUCAAUAACCUUUAUUUUUUAAAUACCUGAUCGGUGCCCUCCAACACUUGUUUACUCGAAGUAUCUCAAAUGCAGCAUGUAUCUGAAAUAGCUCUCUGUUAUCUUUUUACUUAAAAUGAAUCUCAUCCUUUGUUACUUCUAUCCGUUGUUUUCAUUAUGAAAAUGUUGUCAGGGUAAUUGGUUCCUGCUGUAGCACAAAAGUCAGUUGCUUCUCAGGCAGUUCUGCAUAGUAGGCAGUUUUUUGGUGUAUUUCAUUUGUAGUUCAUAAAUAAAGUAAAGAAAUACAGCCACGCAAAAGACGAACUACAGUCUCAGACAGAAAUAGUUGGGACACUUUAACCAAACGCUGUUUUUUCCCUUCUCGUGCCCCCUCGUCCCUCUCAAAGUUGAUUGAUAUAUUUUGUAUAUUUUUCCCAGGGCUGCUGACUGGAAGCUAGAUCAACCUGACUGGACUGGAAGAGUAAGAGUGUGUGCUAAAGGAAAAGAAUGUUAUAUUAAAAUUGAAGACAAAAGUAGUGGUGAGUAAUAAUUAUGCAGAAGGCACCAAAAUUCAAAAAUUUUUAGGACCUUUUUCAUAGGCUGGUGGGUGAAUUAGGGACUACAAAAAACAUUUUAAGCUGUUGACGUGGUAGAAUGUGGGGGCUUAGGCCAACUGUGUAGUUUGAUUUAAGUGAAGUACAUAAUUUAUGUGUUGGUUCAGUGUUAUGUUUGUAUGCAACAACUGAAAUAGAAAACUGGAAUCAAAAGCAUGAUAUGGUUGUCAUUAAAAUUCUUUAGAGAAAAGUUGAAAGUUUUUAAUUUUUACGAGGACUUUUUGUUGCCAAGUCUUAUAAGGUGGGGGAAUUCAUCUUAAGUUUAAAAAUUUCAAACAAUAUAGCUUGUGACUUAUUGCUUCUUCAGGGGAUCUUUUUGCAAAAUGCCCCGUUGACAGUUACCCGGGUAUGGCAGUGGAAGGUGUAUUAGACAGCAGCAGAUACUUUGUCCUUAAAAUUGUAAAUGAUUCUGGUGAGUGGUUUUCAAUUAGGGUUGUUAUGGUAACAGACUUUUUCUAAAUAAUUUAUAUACUACUUAUUAACUGAGAGUGAGGUUAUUAAAGGGAAAUCUCAGACCGAGGCCUUGAUGUAUUGACCAAGCAAUUGCUUGGUCAAUACAUGAGUCCGAUCAGUGGAUAACUUUAAAAAACACUUCAACUCAAUGAGUUGUACACUUGAGCCUGUGAUACAGUCAGGUGACACUAGUCAGAGGAUAUCCUUUUUGACAGCUGUUAAUUAACCAUAAUAUGGAUGUCCAUAAGGAAGUCCACUAUCGACUUAAACACAGACUGUAUAUGCCUUGGACACCCAGCUAGUAAUGCCUGGUCAGUACAAGAAGAUAAUGCCCAGUAAUUGCAAGAAAACAGCCGAUCAGAGUGCACAUACUAUUGUAACCAUAUAAUAACGUAAAUUAUUACAUGAUUUUUCACACACAAGUGUUACUUUUAAGGAAUAAUUAAGUUUUGUCGGGAAAAUAUAAUUCAUAUUAUAUAUAAAGUCCCUCUCCACAUAGGCCUAUUUUUUCCAUAUUGGAAUAGAUUCCUUAUUAGACAAGGGGGGAUUAUUUAAAACUGGUACAGUGGCACUGAGGCCUUAGUACUGGUAAUAAUAGACAUUUGCAAUGUGGUAAAUGUCAAGCUUAAUACACCAGCAUAUGUGAGCAACUCCUCUUGUGACAGGUCCGAGGCUGUUCCCAUGGGAAGUCCACCUGGAGGGCGGUAACUUUAGAGAGUUUAACUGACUACAAGCUAAGUUCGCUUGAGGGACCAAGUUACCUGCAGGAUAUCAGGUUCAGGCAGAAGGGGCUCUUUAUCCUUGGCCGGAAGCCCAUCUAGAAGCAGGCACUUCGAACCCAAACCAGGCUUGGAGAGGGAUAGGCUCCGCCAGGCUUUAUUUGCCCAUGAUACACCACAUGAAAUGACAACCAUUUCUCAACCAAUACCAGAUCGGCCGUUGCCCGGGUCAAAAAGGACUGCACCUUCCGUUCCUCAUCAGGACGGAGGUGAGAAGUAUGCAACUGGUGUAGCAACUAGCAAGAUACAUGUCAGAAGCAAUAUCACUAUUGGCACCUGGAAUGUAAGAACCUUGUGAAUGGCAGGCAAAUUGGAAGAAUUGUCAUAUGAGAUGAGCAGGUACCGCUGGAACAUCUUAGGUCUCUGUGAGGUACGAUGGAAAACCUUUUGUGAGACAUCCACUGAGGAGGGUCAUAAAUCAUACUUCAGUGGCAAGGAGGACAUCUGCAGGAAAUCUUGGACCAGUCCCCUAAGAAAGACAUCCUUCUUGUGUUAGGUGAUUGGAAUGCCAAAGUAGGAGAGGAUGCAUUCAAGAACUGGAAAGGCACUUGGGGAUGCUACUGCAACCCAGAGACAAAUGAGAGAAGUCUAAGGCUUCUGGAGUUUCUCUUGCUACAACGAUCUUGUGCUGGCGAAUACACUUGGCAAACACAAAGUAUCCAGAAGAUGGACAUGGCACUGCCCAAAUGGAGGAUACAUGUACCAUAACCAGAUUGAUUAUAUCAUGGUUAGGAGGCGCUUCAUGACCAAUGUAUUUUUAACACCGAUAAGACAAGAAGCUUCCCAGGAGCUGACAUAGGAAGUGCAUGACCAUGAUUUAGUGAUGAUGUCUUUUUGGCUACGUUUAAAGAAAAUAAGAAUGCAGGGCCCCACAAGGGUUAAGUUCAAUCUUGAGAAGCUUAAAGACCCUCAAAUUUCNUUAGGUCUCUGUGAGGUACGAUGGAAAACCUUUUGUGAGACAUCCACUGAGGAGGGUCAUAAAUCAUACUUCAGUGGCAAGGAGGACAUCUGCAGGAAAUCUUGGACCAGUCCCCUAAGAAAGACAUCCUUCUUGUGUUAGGUGAUUGGAAUGCCAAAGUAGGAGAGGAUGCAUUCAAGAACUGGAAAGGCACUUGGGGAUGCUACUGCAACCCAGAGACAAAUGAGAGAAGUCUAAGGCUUCUGGAGUUUCUCUUGCUACAACGAUCUUGUGCUGGCGAAUACACUUGGCAAACACAAAGUAUCCAGAAGAUGGACAUGGCACUGCCCAAAUGGAGGAUACAUGUACCAUAACCAGAUUGAUUAUAUCAUGGUUAGGAGGCGCUUCAUGACCAAUGUAUUUUUAACACCGAUAAGACAAGAAGCUUCCCAGGAGCUGACAUAGGAAGUGCAUGACCAUGAUUUAGUGAUGAUGUCUUUUUGGCUACGUUUAAAGAAAAUAAGAAUGCAGGGCCCCACAAGGGUUAAGUUCAAUCUUGAGAAGCUUAAAGACCCUCAAAUUUCAGAUGCCUUCCGAGUAAUGAUUGGUGGUAAAUUUGCUCCCUUUACCUUGCUUGGUGCAGAUGACACAGAAGUGGACACACUCCUUAACACCUUAAAUGAAGCAAUGACUGAAACAGCUAGUGAAAUCUUAGGCAAACGCAGAGCAGUCAAAAUACCGUAGGUCACAACUGACAUACUCAAUCUAUGCGACCAACAAAGAGCACUGAAGAAUCAGAGACAUGAGACCACAGAAGGAGCAAGAAAGUACAGAGCAGUUAACCAGGAAAUUAAGAAGAGCUUAAGAAGGGGCAAAAGAGUCUUGGAUUGAUGUACAGUGUCAAGAUGUUGAAGAUAACAUCAGGAAGAACAAUAGCAAGAAAGCAUAUCAGCUGGUAAAAACUUUAACUAGCACAAAACAAGGAAAGACCAACACCAUACAGGACAAAGAUGGGAAUUGCCUGCGAAACCAACAGCAUUCUAAAGAGGUGGACAGAAUACUCUGCAGAACUGUACAGCCACACAGUCAUACGUGACCCUGAGGUGCUGACUGUUCCACUAGUAACCAACAUUGAUAACUACCCAGUCUUGCGGGAAGAGGUCGAAGCAGCUGUGAAAUCGCUCAAGAAGGGAAAAUCUCCAGGGAUAGACAAUAUCCCGUGGGAGCCAGGACAGGCAGGAGGAGAUGCUGUGAUGUGUCAUAGAUAAAAUCUGCAAUAAGAUAUAGCAGACAGGAGAGUGGUCCAUACUAUGGACGCAGUCUCUUAUCAUCACCCCUCCCAAGAACGGCAACCUUCAGCAGUGCAAGAACCACUGUAUGAUCAGCCUAAUAUGCCACCCAAGUAAAGUCCUGCUGAAGGUGCUGUUAAAUAGGCUGAAGCCUCAGGCAGAAUCAAUCAUCGCAGGAGAACAGGCAGGUUUCCGAUCAGGUUGAAGUACCACAGAAUAGAUCUUCAAUCUUAGGAUACUGUGUGACGGGUACCUCCAACAUCAAAAAGACCUUUAUCGCGUCUUUAUUGAUUUUAAAAAGACAUUUGACAGAGUAUGGCAUUAAGCCCUUUGGUCUACUAUUAGGCUUUAUAACAUUAAUGCCAACCUGAUCCAAGUCAUUGAAAACCUCUACAACAUGGCCCCUUGUGCAGUCUAUCUUAAUGGUGGCAUACGUAGGAGACUGGUUCAGAACCACAGUGGGAGUCAGACAAGGAUGUUUACUCUCACCGACUCUUUUCAACGUCUUUCUGGAGAGAAUUAUGACUGAUGCACUAGAAGAUCACCAAGGAGCAGUCAGCAUUGGAGGUAGAACAAUUACCAACUUACGUUUUGCUAAUGACAUUGAUGGCUUGGCAGGAAAAGAGGAGGAACUAGCCUCCCUGGUGGAUCAUGUGGAUAAGACCUCUGCAGCCUUUGACAUGGAAAUUAGUGCAGAGAAGACCAAACUGAUGACCAAUAAUGCAACUGGGAUCAGCAUUGACAUCAAAAUCAACAGUGAAAAAUUAGGCGAGGUUGACAGCUUCAAGUUUCUGGGUGCAGUCGUCACAGAUCAGGGUUUCAAGCCUGAAGUACUGUCCAGAAUUGCACAGAUAAAAGCGGCACUGGCGACACUGAAGACCAUGUUAUUAAGAGGUGGGGGCCAGGAGGUCUUCCCUGGCUACUUUGAACGUGGUCCCUGGGCUACUUUCAAAUGAAAAUAGAAGAAAAUAGAACCAAAAGAAACCCCUAGCUGUUUGAUUCCCCACCCACUUGUUGUAUUAACCCAGCAACUUGAAAUCUUAGUGACAACCCUAUAUUUUAUAUAAAUUUUAUUUCUUGUUACUUGUAUUUAUAUUUUAUUCAGCCUGGUGCCCCCAUUCAAUGCAUUAGCUUAUUUUAAUCUAGGCAAACAGACAUGUUAAUUAAGUUAAUUAUCAUUAUUACUAUUACUGUUUAGAAAUUAUUAUAAGUAUUGUUAUUAUAACUACUACUUUUAUCAUUAUUAUUAUUUUAUUAUAUUAUUAUUAUUAUUAUUAUUAUUAUAUAGAUAUGAUAAAAUUAAUGUUAUAAUUACAAAAUCUAAUAGAAUCUUUUGCUCCAGGUCAACAUGCAUUCAUUGGAAUGGGUUUUCAAGACAGAGGGGACAGCUUUGAUUUCAAUGUAGCAUUGCAAGAUCAUUUCAAGUUUGUUGAUUCUCUAUAUGGACUGCAUUUACACUCUGUUGCUUAUUGUUUUUUGUUCGACGUACACUAAAUAGAUUGUUAAAAAUAUGCUUUUUCCCUAAGGCCUCAUCUUUCUUAUCCAGGUGGAUAAAACAAAGUGAAAAGCUUGAAGCAGAAGCCAGUCAGCCUGAUCCUGGUCCAAAAUUAGACUUGAGUUUUAAAGAAGGACAAACAAUCCAUAUUAAUUUGGGGGUGAGUAAGGUUUAUUUAGUGAGAAUUGGUAAGAGAAUAUUCAGAUUCUUCUAACCCAGCUACUGAAAUUAUUUCCUGUUUUCCUUUGAGAGGGUGCAUGUCCAUUACAGCAUCAGCCCUAAACUUCUUGUUAUUUUCUUGUACGCAUAAUGCAGCCUGGAGUUUUCCUUCUCUGCCUGUACACCACAGACAUGUAUGGGAUGUGAUUUCAUACACAGUACCCCUCACUGCAACUUACUAUCAUGAUAAGUAACGUAAACUAUACAUUGUGACUCCAACCAUCACUCUAGCCCAGCAGAAUGUCAGUUUUCUGUACUGUGAAAAUAUUUCUUCUCGGUAGAGAUGCAUAUGAUUGUAUUUCCCUGAUCACACUCACCUUAUCAUUAGCUUUCCUUGCUAUAAAGGACCUGGAAACUUCUAUACUUUAACACUGGAGGUUUUAAGUCCAGUGGGAAUGUAAUUUUUAGGUUUUUUAGUCCACUGGGGUACUGUAGUGUUUAGAAAAAUGUCUUGAGCAAGGAAAUAUUGUUGGAUACAGAAAACGAUCCAGUUAGUGACAUACAAUACGUUUCACAUCUUUUAAAACAUUUGUAGUGUUCAGGGGUUUCAGUAACAAUUGAAGUAAAUUGAAGUAACUAGCAGGUUUGAAUAGAGUAACCGAUUGUAUCAACAAGGGGCUGUUAGUCCCCUUUUUCUUAAGGGGGGUGGUCUAGGUGCAUUCUGCCCCAGAAAAUUUUAAGUCACACAAUCAAUUCCUACAAGCAAUGAACAAAUGAUGAAAACUAAAUUACAUACUUUUGCACAUAAACAAAUUCUGCGUAAACCUAUAAACUUAAGAAACUUGUGAACAAAUGACUGAAUAGUGUUCACAUGACUAAAGCAACAUAGAACCAGUGGGUCUAAAGUUAUGAAAAAACGUGAUAAUUAUGUUUUCGUUCAGAUUUUAUGAUACAUUUUUUUGUUGACAACAUUAUUCAAACUAGUUGCUUCUUCUUUCUAGAAAAAAAUAGCAGACCUCUAUGAGCAAAGUGGCUGACACAUUUCGUCAGCCGUUGGUGCUUAUUCAAACCCCUGAGUGUUAUUCACUCUGUUAUUGGGUUGAUAAGGGGUGACAUUAAAAGUGAAAAAGCAGACAGUUGAACCUCCACUAACAGCCAUCUCUCCACAACAGCCACUAUUUUUUUUCCCCGCUGGACCCCCGCUGGACAGUCCAUAUAUUAACUCUUGUCUAAACCUCUCUACAAUGGCAACAGCCACUAAAGCAAUCCCCAACUUCCAAAACAACCUCUCGACAACAGGCAGUUUUUUCAGCGACUAACAAAAAAUUCAAGAAUGGUUAUGAAAUUUGAAAUGUAUGGCACUUCGAUGAUUAAUGGUGGCAAGUCUGACAUACAGUCAACUCCAGAUAAUUCAAACCUUCAAGGGAAACAGAAAAAAGUUUGAGUUAUUGGGAGUUUGAGUUAUUGAAGGUAAAAUUAUGUAGAAAAUGUUCUGAAGGGAAAUGAAAAUUGCUUUGAGUUAGCUUGCGACACCACCGGGAGUCUACUGUAUGUAUUUUGAUUAUGUUCGAUUUAUAUGCUGCAGCAAGCAUAAACUACAAAACUUACAAUGUUGCGAACCUGGAUUGUUUUGUCUUAUUAACAUUUUGAUUGAAAACAUUAUCUAAGUUUCAUUGUGUAUUUUAUCUAGUUAUUUUAUUUAUGAUUGGAUUGCCAUUAUAGGCUAAUAGUAAGCAUGAAAUUGACACCGGUUUAAUUACACCCCUACCUCCUUAUAACGGCCACUUUCUUUUGUCCUCAAGGUAACCUUUGUGGAGAGGUUAAACUUUAUUUCCUUUGUCCUUUAUUGACCAGGCUUGGUCUGUCAAGAUGGCUGGACAUUGGCUCUUUCUUUUUGGCAUUCUUAUGGACUAACACUUAGUUGAGGUCCACAAAUAAGGCCAAAAAAAGGAACUUGGCCAACAUCCAGAUAAUCUAAACUGACCAAACUUGCUCAAUAAAUUAUGCAUACACUACUGAAUUAUUGCAGAAGACUGAAUUUAAUUCAGUCCUUUAUUAUAAAUAAUCUUUCAGAAACGAUCACCUGGUUCAAGUGCCACAAAUCGACCUAAACCUGGUAAGUUUUUUUGAAAGAUAGACAAUGCAACUGUACUGUCCCAGCACUGCCUGGUACCCUUGAAGGUGACUGACUCUCUUAAGAUAAAUGAAAGGGCUCUACUGCUCUGGCAGGCAGUGCCGCCUGGAGUACCUUGGUGUACCCUACCAUCACCACAAUGUGCCCAGUUUCCUGUUCAAACAAAAAAUGUUUUAACACUAUGCACCAUAAUUCCAGCCAAACAAAGCAGCACUCUUUGUUAGAGAAUGACUAGGCUCUACAUUCCAUAAAUGGAAAAGUAAUUCAUGCAAUUACAUUACAGCAGUACAGUCCUGUUACAGUUAGCAAUCUUUAAACUCGUGCAUAUUUGAGGACAGGUUGUUGGGAAUAUGUCAGGGAAACUUGUUGUGGGAAUAUCAGCCUUGCNGAAUGACUAGGCUCUACAUUCCAUAAAUGGAAAAGUAAUUCAUGCAAUUACAUUACAGCAGUACAGUCCUGUUACAGUUAGCAAUCUUUAAACUCGUGCAUAUUUGAGGACAGGUUGUUGGGAAUAUGUCAGGGAAACUUGUUGUGGGAAUAUCAGCCUUGCUCUCUCCUGUUACAAUUAAAGCUUCCCCCAGCUUUCAGCGAGUUGAUACCUGUAGUGGAGAUUAUUUUAUGUAAAACCCCUGCAAGAGCAAAGAAAGCCAUGCAAUGUGAACUGUGCAUAUAAAGGAUUUAGUUGUGGCUUUCUUUUGGGGCCAUGACACGCCUAGAUUUGCCCAUCAGCCUACUUUUUUGAGGAAUGAAGUCGCCCCUUGUAUCAAGAUUAUUAUCAUGAUUUAUUAUGGUGUAUGACUGAGUCACUAAGUUAUUGCAGAAAUUCAGUAGUAUUUGUUUCACUGUGAAUUUCUGUUUGUUUUCAACAGCUGGUGGUGGGCUCGGUAUUAUUCCCCCACCUCCUGGGGGUGUGGCUCCAAAGAUAGCACCUCCCCCUGGGAGUGGGGCUUCACCUGCAGCUGGAAGAAGAGCAGUUCAGCCUCAUACCCAGGCUCCCUUCCCUAGCAUGGAUAAUUUUGGGGCUUCAUCUACAGUCCAACAACAAAGUCAGCAACAGAAGACAAUGCCAGACUGGGGAGACUUCACAUCAGCUUCAGGGUGUGUGUCCGAACAGGUUUAGGAAUAAUGAUUCAAGAAAACUUUACAUUCUUAAAGUGAAUUGCAGAUACAAUUGAACAUUCAUUGAGCAGCCACCCUCCAUUAUUAAAGCGGCACUUGACAACCUAAGUUUGGCUUUAUUUUAAGAAUAUGAUGAAGGAAAACAGCUCUGUAUAAAAGGUGACGACCGAUUGUGGACUGGUAAUGCUGCCCCCGUCGCGUUUUUGUUUUAAUAUAAAGUGAUUUUUCUGUUAAAGAUUAUGCUAAUUUAUGAGCCGGUUAAUGACGAACCUCUAUUGAGCGGCUAUUACCUCCAUUAAGCGGUACCCCGAUACCCCGAUACCCCGAUACCCCGAGGGUGAACGCUUGAAGGAAGUUCAACUGUAUUAAACGAUUCUUGGAAAGGUUUCUGUGAUACCCGGAAUAAACAACAGUGAAACAAGGUCAAGAAAAGCGUUAUCAUCGACGCCUUUGUCCUCGGCUGAUAACGUUUGCCUUACCCUUGAUUAUUCCGUGAUGUUAGAAACCAAAUUUGAUAAUUAUAUUGUUUUAUUGUAUAUUGAUUUGGAGAAAAUAAUGACAAACACAACGUCGCAUUGAACACAGUGUAUUAUUUUCCAAAAAGAAUAGAAAUGUUCAACCGACAGUGCUUGGAAAUCAUUCAUUGCACACCCAACCCACAGAUUACAGUCGAACCUCCCUGAGCGACCACCUAUCCAAAACACCAAACUUUUUUGAGUCAAAUCCCUAUAAUCAGAACCUUUAGGAAACGACCAUCUCUCAUAGUCGACCUUAAGCACUUUUGGGGCUGAUGGUGUGAUUAUUUUCCAUUGUUUUUAACCUCUUGUAAGUGACCGCUUGAUGCAUGAUGUGGUUUCUGUUUACUGUUUGUAUUAUGCUGCUCAGACUUUAUUAAGAACUUUCAGUGAUAACUACUUACCGUAAAUGACCUAACAGACGCCAACUCCCAAAUAAACGCCUGUUAUCUAAUAAAAGCCCCCUCUACGCUUUUAAAAUUGUGUUAGACGCCCCUCUCUGAUAAAUGCUCGAUGUCUAAUAGACGCCCCCUAUGAGAAUUAGCAAAAAGGAGCAAAAUCAUUCAAUUCAGUCUGUUUCUUGGUUGGUUAGCACGGCUUUGGGUAUUUCAUUUUGGUCAAUGAUAGGCUAAUGAUGGCAAGAUAAUAACCCUUAACGAGGAUUCGGACAUCGAUGUUGGGAUUUGAAAGAGCGAUAUGGAACUCUUGACAGCCUAGACGUAUGAAUUGAUGGAGUGGAUAUUCCGCUGUUUUUAAGCUCUUUUGAUUUUAGUCGAAGUAAUAGCUUUGUUGAGCUUGUUAAAUUAAGAUAAUAAGCGCCUCUCUCUUUUAUUAUUUAACCCUCGAACGUACAAGGGAGCGGGGGUGGUUGCCACUCCCCCAAGGUUUUUCUGAUUUUUUUCCUACACGUUUAUCCCUCGCGCACAUUUUAAGACAAGUUUAGUGAUGAUCAGUUACUAUGCUUAAGAGAUAUGACGUCAUAAGUAGCAGGUGGUCACGUAAUUUUUGAGUGAAAAGGCAUGUUUUUUCAGCUUCUUUUAGGAAUAAAAGUAAGGCUUGUGGAUAAAAUGAUGCAAAGUAAUUAUUUAUGUGUUACAACCGAAUUGGACUCCACUCAGUCCUGUUACCAUUACUAAUUUACAUGUUACAGUCGAAGCAGGUCAAGCGUUCCCGACGCUAACGAACGAAUGAAUUCGUUAAUGGGAAAAUUAUUUCGUUUGUUCAUUCAAUAAUCCAUUCAUAAAAUGAACAAUCCAAUAUUGAUAUUCAGCCUCGAUUCAAUAAUCAAAUGUUGAUUCGUUAAUUGUUUUUGGAAAAACUACACUUUCCACAAGUCGACCUUAGAAUUUUGAUAUUUCGUCUUUUUUUCUAAGAGUCGAGUGCGGGCAAGUUCUGAAGUUCAAACCCAAACAAACUGUUACAUGUACGCCAUUUUGCUACCAGUAAUCAGUGCAACAGACCUGACCUCUUAAGGUGAUGUUACACGGAACGAUUUGCAACGACGAUUUUUAGCGCAACACAGCGUUGCAACAUUGUUGCGACAUUGUUUCGAUUAAUUACAACAUUGUUCCAACAUUGCAACGCUGCGUUGCACUAAAAAUCGUCGUUGCGAAUCGUCUCGUGUAACAUCACCUUAAGAAAACACGAUAGUCAAACUGAGGUCAGCGUAUGUACGAUGAUUGGUGGAUUUCAAUCCUCGACCUUUGUCAGUUUCUUUGCGUUUAAUUUGCCAUCUGUCUAUUCUAGCUGUUAUUUUGAUUACAAAAGGCAAUGAAAAACGCAAUCGUAAACCGUUGGAAAAGGGGAAGCAAAUACGAGUGAACACAACAGACAAGAAUAAAGAACAGAUAGAUUUUGUUCAUAAACCAAAUCAACAUUUAGCCAUUGGAUUAUUCAUUUUAUGAAUGGACUAUUGAAUCCACAAACGAAAUCAUUUUUUUUAUAAAUGAAUUUAUUAGUUCGUUAGUGACGGGAACGCUUGACCUGCUUUGACUGUAAGCGCAAAAAAUUAUUAAUCCUCACUGCUGUUACCUGAUUUUAAUUCUUAAUAAAAUCCAAGAUUGCGGCCAUGUUUGGUAACGUCACAGACGUGCAGCAGCGCCACCAUCCAUAAAAUAUACCUCAUCUUGUAGAGAAGAUCAAAGGCUUCCCACUGAAGGCAAAAUCUUUUCGAAAUACCUCAACAUAUCAAAAACUCAACGGGGGGGUCCAUCAACCCCCCCCCCCCCCCUUCCCUCUUUUCCCCGGGGGGGGGGGGGUUUUGCGGUGGCCGUGUGGGGGUUAAACCAGGUUUAACCCCCACACGGCCACCGCAAAACCCCCCCCCCCCCGGGGAAAAGAGGGAAGGGGGGGGGGGGGGGUUGAUGGACCCCCCCGUUGAGUUUUUGAUAUGUUGAGGUAUUUCGAAAAGAUUUUGCCUCCAGGGGGAAGCCUUUGAUCUUCUCUAAAAGAGGAGGUUUAUUUUUUGGAUGGUGGCGCUGCUGCACGUCUGGGACGUUACCAAACAUGGCCCCAAUCUUGGAUUUUUUUAAGAAUAACCAAAAAUGCGGGAUAUUUUGGAAAAGUCAAAUGAGUGCAACAGCCCCACCAGCCAGAAAAUAAUCCUCUUCGUGGAGAGAAAUUCAAAGGCUUCCCAAGGGAGGCAAAAUCUUUUAAAAAUACCCCAACAAACCAAAAACUCAACGGGGGGGUCCAUAAACCCCCCCCCCCCUUGCCUCUUGUACCACGGUGGGGGGAUGAUUUUGCGUGUACGUUCGAGGGUUAAACGCCUCCUAUCUAUGAAACUCCCCAGCUUGGACCCCUAAAAUAAAAUAGACGCCUCGGGCGUUUAUUGGGUCAUUUCCGUUACAAGUAAAUAAGAAUUUGCUUACAAGAAAUUAUCUUGUCAAAGGAACCCCCUUUUUGUCGGUUCUCGUAAGCCUCUCGUAAGUGACCAAUAAAUCUUUGCGUUAUGGGUGGUCGCUUACGGGAGAUUCGACUGUACUCAGAUGACUUAAGGUUGCGCUGAAAUUAACUGUAAACUGUUAGCCAAUGAGAAGACAAAUGGUGAGUACAAUGUAUAAUAAUCUGCAAAAUUGACACAGCCCUUGACAGCAAACCUUUACAUUUAACGUGUUGUAUUUUUGAAGUGACAAGGCCUGAGACGAUUGAAUGCAUUUUUUUUUACCAUUUUGUGAUUUUCAUCUGUUAUUUCUCCUUUUUUUGUAGGAGUUCAGACUCUUCCUGGGUACAGUUUUGAGGACUUUUUCACAUUAAUAGAGCGCUCCAAACAAGAAAUUAUUUUACGAUUGCUACAACCUAAAUUGAUCCUUCUGUGGCAAGUGUCACUCAUUAGGAAACUUAGAUAGAGUAACAAAAGUUAAAAUAACUAAUUGCUGUACAACUUUACUUCAAUUACUAGUUUGCUGUAGUAAGAGAAGGCAGCGAUGCAUGUCAGUAAUAAGCAAGUACUUGUGUACAGUAUACCGUUGUACACAGUACUUUGAUUACAAGAAAGUUUUCACCUCAAAUAGGACUUUCGUAGUUGUAAAGUACAUGCAAAGUCAUCUAGAUAUUUUUUCCUGAGGCUGUAAAUUUCAAAAUAUUCUUCCCUAAAUUAGUUGUCAAAGGGUUUUAUUCACGCUGAUUAGGAAAAAAAUGAUGGUGGUCUCUGUCUAC
This is a messenger RNA of Porites evermanni, 15576 nucleotides long. The record is from the annotation of a GenBank genome assembly. Lineage: Eukaryota; Metazoa; Cnidaria; Anthozoa; Scleractinia; Poritidae.